This is a messenger RNA of Rosa rugosa (rugosa rose), 1328 nucleotides long. RefSeq names its product GDSL esterase/lipase At4g16230-like. Gene Ontology annotation, molecular function: hydrolase activity, acting on ester bonds. The record is from RefSeq and is a predicted model, not a curated record. The transcript is spliced from 5 exons. Lineage: Eukaryota; Viridiplantae; Streptophyta; Magnoliopsida; Rosales; Rosaceae. Bases 58 to 1212 code for a protein of 384 amino acids.
GAAAAGGUAGCUGAUAGUAGAUCCUUUGCCGGCAAAGCCCUCUUUUAUUGGAUUAUAAUGGCAAAGGCAGCUGAUCUGUUGCUCUGUGUUUCGUCAUUUUCUUUCUUAGUUAUCUUUCAUACUUCUCUGGUCGUACUAGUAGCCGUUACUAAUGCAGAUGAUCAGGUGGCUCCUAAACCUGCAGCAAUUUUCAUAUUUGGAGACUCGACUGUGGAUGUUGGCACCAACCAAUGGUUGAACAAUAGUCAUUCGAGAGCUGAUUUCUUUCCCAAUGGAGUUGAUUUUCCUUAUUCUGUUCCGACGGGGAGGUUUAGUAAUGGCCUUAACAGCGCUGACCAAAUUGUAAGACUAUUUGGGUACAAGAGAAGUCCACAACCAUUCUUGUAUUCUCUGAACCAUCAAUCCACUUUCAAAAGAGAUAUACUGCAGGGAGUUAAUUUUGCAUCAGGAGGAUCCGGCAUAUUCAACCAAACAGGAAAAAAGGACUAUGGAGAAGUUGUGGGACUGGGAGAUCAGGUCAAACAAUUUGCGACGGUUCGUGGAAAUAUCACAGAACUAAUUGGUCUUGGGGCAACUGAGAUAAUGUUUUCCAAGUCUUUGUUCGUUAUUAGUAUAGGAAGCAAUGACCUGUUCGAGUUAGUGAAAUGGUAUCCAAAUAUCACUUCCUUGGCUAAGGAUGAGUACUUGGAAACUCUUAAACUCAACUACAGUAACCAUCUGAAGGACUUAUACAAUCUGGGAGCUAGAAAAUUCGGGAUUAUAAGUGUUCCUCCAAUUGGAUGCUGUCCUGCUGCACGUGUUGGACCAAAAUCGAAUGACUCCAGUGUUUGUGUAGAGGAACUAAACAAUCUUGCCUUAACAUUUCUUGCAAAAACUGAGGAUCUCCUCCAAAAAUUGAGCUCAGAGUUGAAAGGACUCAUGUACUCGCUUGGAAAUGCUUAUGAAAUGACUAUGAGUAUACUUGAAGACCCAUUAGCGUUUGGCUUCAAGGACACUCAAUCAGCCUGCUGUGGGUCAGGAAAGUUAAAUGGAGUGUUUCCUUGCUUCUUCUUACUCGGUCCCAACCUUUGUCCGAAUCGGCGGGAGGUUUUGUUCUGGGAUUUGUAUCAUCCUACGGAAUAUGCUUCCGAGCUAGCAGCACUAACCCUUUAUGGUGGAGGAACAAGAUACGUCACACCUAUAAACUUUAGUCAGUUGGUGGCUAUAAAGUAGUUUGUUAGUUCUCACACCCGACAAAAAUAAAUCAGUUUUUGUUCCGUAUAUUUCUCUUUUCAUUUCUUAUAAGAAAUAAUAAGUUUGUAAAAGUAAAAAUGAGAAAAUUCGUCUAC